This is a messenger RNA of Paramecium tetraurelia, 648 nucleotides long. RefSeq lists its product as uncharacterized. Lineage: Eukaryota; Ciliophora; Oligohymenophorea; Peniculida; Parameciidae. The transcript has 2 exons. The record is from RefSeq and is a predicted model, not a curated record.
AUGAGAGCCUAAAAUCAUCCACUAAUUCACAAUCCAACUUUGCCAACACUUUAGAAUUUCGAAGAUCCAAUUGAUUAGACUAAUUUAUAUUAUUUAAAUGGAGCAUCUCAAGAAAGAAUUGUUUAUCCUUUCACAUAAAGAAAUAAGGAUAAAACAAAAAACUAGAUUAGAAACAAAUAUCUGGACCCUGAGAAUAAUAAAAAAAUGGCAUUUUUUGAAUAGUUACAAAAACAUCAAUAAUAUUAAGCAAAGAUUGAUAAAACUGUCUAAUACAUUUCAUCCUCAAAGAAAGAACCAAUUUAACAAUCAGUUAGUUCAAAUAAGGGAUUAUACAAAAACACAAGUUUCAAAGGUUCUGAAAGGAAUAGGAAUUUAAGUCAACGAACUGAUUUAACUCCUCAGUCAGUGAAGGAACAAUGCAUUAUUGAAGAGAUUGUAUAAAAUCAAGAUCUUAUUUCAAAACAAAAGGGCCUAUUGGAAAAAGUUUAGGAUCUUAAGAAAUUAAAAUUAUUAAAGUAAUACAAAUUCAAUCAUUAUUACCUACCUGGUGUUGGCAAAUCCCCCUACAUAUUCAACGAUACUCAUUCGAAAUGUACCAAUCCAGGGUAUUCCAGGAAUAUAGAAGGAGGAAAGUUUUUCACUAGGUGA